AUGUUGGCUUUAGCAAAUAAGAAAGCUAAUACUUGCGGUGACAAAUCAGGAAUCGUACUUCCCCCAAACACCGCCGCCGCAGUUUAUAUCUCCCUACCGACCGCAAACGCAAACACAGGACCGAAUUUCAAGUUCCUAGGCGGAAUUGGACCUGGCAAGGAGAGCGCUAUAUUCAAGGUCUCCGGUCUCACUUCCGCUACUAAUGGAGCAGGAGAAGUGGACAUGGAUGCCCCCUUGGCCGGCACUGGCGGGGCCGAAAUCACAAUCGGCAUAUCUGUCGAAACUGCAGACUCGGUAUCUGCGCAGAUGGCUGCAUUAUCCACAAAUACAGGCGUGGCAGGAGCAGGAGGGGAGCAGAGUGCUGCGUUGGUUCUGGCGAAAGCGCCCCAGCAGAGACCGGAUACCCUUGUGCUCGCGCAGAGGAUCAUCAAGAACGCGUUCAAUUUUCUGGCGAGCUUUAGUGGGAACGUAGCCGGUGGCAUUGAGGUUGUUCCGCUGAAGGCUUUUGAGGAGUGGUGGAAGAAGUUUGAGGGGAGGCUGAGGAGUGAUCCAGAGUUCUUGGAGAGGGAUGUUGGGGAUUGA
Molecule: messenger RNA, 582 nt
Organism: Lachnellula hyalina
Lineage: Eukaryota; Fungi; Ascomycota; Leotiomycetes; Helotiales; Lachnaceae
Gene: OPI10
Product: Protein OPI10
Exons: 1
Coding region: 1-582 (193 amino acids)
Biological process (GO): protein import into nucleus
Cellular component (GO): cytosol; nucleus
Molecular function (GO): nuclear import signal receptor activity
Source: RefSeq, a predicted model, not a curated record